AUGCCUCAAAACGAAUAUAUCGAGCAGCACAUCAAGCAGCACGGGAGAAGAUUGGACCAUGAGGAGAGAAAGAGAAAGAAGGAAGCCAGAGAGGGCCACAGAAUCGCAAAAGAUGCCCAGACCUUGAAGGGAUGGAGAGCUAAACAGUUUGCCAAAAAGAGAUACAGCGAGAAGGUGGCCAUGAAAAAGAAGAUCAAGGCUCACCAGGAAUCGAAGGUUAACGGCCCAGCCACUCCUAAGGAGGACGACGGCGAGGCCUUGCCUACAUAUCUUUUGGAUCGUCAGACCAACAACACUGCGAAGGCCAUUUCUUCUUCCAUCAAGCAGAAGAGAUUGGAGAAGGCAGACAAGUUUUCCGUGCCUUUGCCUAAAGUGAGAGGUAUUUCUGAGGAAGAGAUGUUCAAGGUCAUCAAGACCGGGAAGUCCAAGCACAAGUCGUGGAAGAGAAUGAUUACCAAACACACCUUUGUAGGAGAAGGAUUCACUCGUAGACCAGUGAAGAUGGAAAGAAUCAUCCGUCCAGCAGCCUUGAGACAAAAGAAAGCCAACGUCACUCAUCCUGAGUUGGGUGUCACAGUCUUCUUGCCCAUUUUGGGAGUUAAGAAGAACCCACAGUCGCCUAUGUACACGCAGUUGGGAGUCUUGACCAAGGGUACUAUCAUCGAAGUCAAUGUAUCUGAGUUGGGUUUGGUGACAGCCGGAGGUAAGGUUGUUUGGGGAAAAUACGCCCAGAUCACCAACGAGCCCGACAGAGAUGGCUGUGUCAACGCCGUAUUGUUGGUAUAAAAUCAUUGCAUCAAGAUUAAUGGGAGGUUGUAUUUCUAGUUAUUCAUAUUAAAUUUCAAAUUUAUACAGUUAUAUUC
Molecule: messenger RNA, 863 nt
Organism: Scheffersomyces stipitis CBS 6054
Lineage: Eukaryota; Fungi; Ascomycota; Pichiomycetes; Serinales; Debaryomycetaceae
Gene: NSA2
Product: ribosome biogenesis protein NSA2
Exons: 1
Coding region: 1-786 (261 amino acids)
Biological process (GO): maturation of 5.8S rRNA; maturation of LSU-rRNA
Cellular component (GO): nucleolus; preribosome, large subunit precursor
Source: RefSeq, a predicted model, not a curated record